Blumeria graminis f. sp. triticale is the source of this 3420-nucleotide messenger RNA. Lineage: Eukaryota; Fungi; Ascomycota; Leotiomycetes; Helotiales; Erysiphaceae. The record is from the annotation of a GenBank genome assembly.
AUGGAAGGCCAGAAUAAUCACGGUCUUGUUUCGGUCGAUUUGGCCUACGACGAUGAACUUCUUCACUCCUCAGGGUGGUCAGCCCCGGGUGACCCACAGUAUUCCUAUCCUCGCCACGCGCAGAAUCAGUAUGCUGGAUAUACCGAUCAGCUGCACUUGCCCCAACCAACCUAUGAACACUUCAGCGUCAACCAGCAAGCUACAUAUUCAGGCCUUCCAUACGAUAAUCAAUCGUUUGGAACUCAGUUUCGUAGACAGCCAGACAAUUUUGUGCCGACAUAUCCAGUCAAUCCAUCCCUUCAGAACUCCCAGGCCUACCAGGCUCAGCAUCGGUCUUACUUUACGCCCCAAACCAACGAAAACGCUACUAUUUCCCCUCAGACGCUACAGUAUAACAAUGGAGGUCAAUCUCAUGGAAGUAUUAGCGCUGAUCCGAAUAUGGGUUUCAAAAGGACUACAAACUGUACAACAGAUAAUUAUACACAAAGAUCACAAGAUCCAAACAUGUACUACAACAAUUUAAGAAAUGCACAGCUUUCUCAAAAUAAUGCUACUCAUUUCUCUAACGUUAGUAAACCACUAGCACACGAAGAAAACUGUCAGAUCAAGGAUAUUGAUAGGAGUACUCCAUCUAUUUCAACUUUAGACGUUCAACAUUCUCAGCCGACUAUGAGCGAAGAGCCACCGAGCCAAUUACGUAUUACCAGGCCAGAUUUGCAACAAUCAACUAAUAUGUCGUCAAGACCUCGAUUCGAUUACGCUCCAUAUGUAGUUUGGGAAGAUACACCCUUUAAGAUAACGGUUGGCCUGAAAAACACACUUCCAAAAUAUUAUCCUCGUAGGACAAAAAGCGGAAGAGAACUAGUUCCUGGGUUUGAUUUAUCUAAAUCACUUAACCCCGCUCAAGUUUCCGUCAAAAAGCGGGGAAGUGGACGUCUUUCGAGAGAACUAACGGCUUCAACAAAUAGAAUUAGGGGUACCAGUCUGAAACCGAAAAUAUUAACCAGCAAAUCAAACAUCUUACGCGAAGAUUCCAACUCCAAGGCCCUGAAUAAUCAACCAGAUUCGGGCUCUUCUGAAAGCGAAAGCAGUUCAGAAUCAGAGUCAGAAUAUGACGAGGAAAUUCGGACUGCUGAUGUUAGCGAGAUUCGCGGUAAAAGUCGCCCAAUAGAUGUUGCGCAAGCUGCUCGAUGGGACACAAUCGGUCUUAUCUGGAAAGAUCCAAAUUCUAAUCCAAACGCUAGUGCUAUCAAGGAUGCUAUCGAAAAAUAUGCUAAUUUUUUAAUUGCGUUACGGCUUAAGAUAAAAGCUAAUUCCACACACCUCGAAAAUUCAACGCGCCCGAGUGAUAUAUCUAGGAUUCAAUCGGAACGCCAAAUAUUGCUGGAAUCUCUUUUCCAGGCAAUUUCAGCUGCCGUCGAACAUGGCUACGACCCAAUAGUAGAAAAUUUAGGUGGUCAUCAUAAACUUGUCAAUGGUUUAACUACAACCUUAAUUGAGUGCAUAAAAUCUGAUGACUUUAACGGAAAACUGCCCAAGGCUGUAUUUUCAUUGCUAUCUAAGUUUAAGACUUUGACGGAUGAUUUAUUGAAAAAGCUAAAGUUUGAAAGCAUUCAGAAGCGUUGGACAAAGAAAGGUGAUGAAGAGACAAAGAAAACGAUAGCCUUCAUACUUUCCAAUACCGUAGACGCUCGAGCAAACAAGGCGAAAAAACUUCUUGAAUUAAAAAAACUACGCAAUAAAGUUGAACCAGCUAAAGCACGAUCAAUAGAGACAUCAAACAGUGCCACAUCUAGUCCAGUGAAACGUCCUCAUGAAGUUGAUGCAGCAUCUACAAAGCCUAACAAGAAAGUGGUAUCUGAUAUGGCCAAUUCGGCAGCUAUCGCAAAGUCUCUCAUACCAAAACGUGGUACGAGUAAUCUUCUAGGUAUUUCAACCAAACCAGUCAAGCCAUUACCACCUAAAAGACGUGAUCCUUCACCCCCAAGUGAAUCCAAGCUAGGAGCACUGCUAGCUAGCAUCGCUAAGGAUCCAGAGCCACCGAGGGCCCCGGAAUUACCGAUGAGAGCACCUGAGACCCCACAAGAAAAAGCUCGUCGUGAGAGAAAAGAAAGCAGGCGACAUCUUCGAGUCAAAUUUAAGGAAGGUUCAGAGCUUGAAGAGAUUAGGCAGUUCACUCAUGAGCAAGCCGAAGAUGAAGGGCGUCGAGAUGAAAUGCUAAGAGACGCGCAUGACUAUCGUCUCGAAGGAAUAAUGCAUAGAAAACGUGUCACUGAGGCGAUUGAUGAUGAUGACGACUACCAGCCGAUUGAUGCUGAACCUCUUUACCCUGAGCCCCGUCCUAUCAAUUUUGAUUACUUAGAAAAGAUCACACGCUUCGGAAAAACCUACUGUACCCGUGGCGGAGACUUGGACGUAAAAACAGAUGAAGCUAAAAAACAAGAGAGGAGAGAAGGAUUAGAAUUGAUGGUUGUGUACACAGAUCCAGAAGAUAUUCCAUUUUCGCCAAAAGAACCGAUGUCACUCAGCAGUAUCGAAUAUCCUCAACCAGAAUCACAAAUCAAAGAGCCAACAGAGCCUUGGCUAGUCAAGCGCCUCCAAGAGAUCGAAAGAUGUGGGCUAGAACAGACUUCAAAAAUGCUCUUUUCUUCAAAUACAUACAAGCAAAAUAACUCUCCGGAAAUCUCCUCUGUUCUCCAAAAAUUAGGCGAAACGAGUGCGCAGCCGAUGACUCGAGCUUCAGAGCCUCCUAUUGAUCCAUCAGCAUAUUCAAAUUUGGUCUUCUUCGUCAAAUAUCUCAGUGGCAAACCAUUCCCAGCUACCGAACCCCCUGAAUGGAUGUCGCCAGAAUCCAAGGUUGGCUGGAUAGAAGGAUAUAAUAGAGACCUAGCUAUCAAGAAUAAAUCUACGGGGCAAGACAUUAAUUUAAACUUACAGGCUCAAAAACUGACCAACGGUCUAUCCAUGGUGAACCCAUCUUACCAGCAUGGCUUCCAGGUCUCAUCAACACCAUUUCCAGCUAUGAUUUCUCAAUCAGCCUACCCUAUAUCGCUCCCAGAUGUCACACAACAGAUGCAAAAUUACCUAGCUAAUUAUCAGGCUAGAGACAAAUAUCCCGCCCCUUCCCAAGCUAUAGACUAUAAUGCUUGGAAUUCUCAAAUUGCUAAUUUCCAGAAUGAUCAACCAUCAACAUCACGGCAAGGCUAUCCCCAACGCUGGGAGGUAGCUCGUGAACUAGAGGGUAGCAGAAGUAACCAACAAGAGAAGACAAAUUCCAAAAAGAAAGAACAUGACAACAAAGCUGGUCACGGCCCACCGUUUGAAGAAAAGGUUGAACACAAGAGCAAAAAGAAACGGCGCAGAUUUUGGUCUGACGGAAAGCGUAACAAAGGACGCAAGGGCAAUUCUCUUCAUUCAUGA